This is a messenger RNA of Laccaria bicolor S238N-H82, 546 nucleotides long. RefSeq lists its product as uncharacterized. Gene Ontology annotation, molecular function: sequence-specific DNA binding; DNA-binding transcription factor activity. The transcript has 4 exons. Gene Ontology annotation, biological process: regulation of DNA-templated transcription. Lineage: Eukaryota; Fungi; Basidiomycota; Agaricomycetes; Agaricales; Hydnangiaceae. The record is from RefSeq and is a predicted model, not a curated record. The annotation marks the transcript as partial.
GUUCCAGCUUUCCUCCAGAAACUUUACGAAAUGGUUAAUGAGCCAAAAAACGCGGAAUUAAUAUGUUGGUCAGUGGCAGGAGAUACGUUCUUUGUUUUGGACCACGAACGUUUCGCCCAUGAAGUUUUGGGUCGGUGGUUCAAGCAUCGCAACUUCAGCUCCUUCGUGCGCCAGCUGAACAUGUACGGCUUCCACAAAAUCCCCCACCUUCAGCAAGGUGUCCUCAAGAGCGACGACGACAAAGAGCACUGGAACUUUGUACACCCCAAUUUCCGUCGCGACCAACCUGACCUCCUUUGCCUCAUCCAACGCAAGAAGCAAAUGCCACAACCCGGAGAUGAGGGAGUCCUUGACAUCCAUUCCAUCGUGAAUGGUAUUGCGGCUAUCAAGCGCCACCAAACGACGAUUUCCGCAGAGUUGAAUGAGCUCAAACGUUCAAAUCAGCUCCUCUGGCAAGAUGCAAUGGCUGCGAGAUCAAAACACCAGAAACAACAUGACACCAUCAACCGCAUUGUCAAGUUCCUUGCGGGCAUCUUUGGAAAUCAU